Hordeum vulgare subsp. vulgare (domesticated barley) is the source of this 715-nucleotide messenger RNA. RefSeq names its product probable transcriptional regulator RABBIT EARS. The coding region runs from base 60 to 482 and encodes 140 amino acids. Lineage: Eukaryota; Viridiplantae; Streptophyta; Magnoliopsida; Poales; Poaceae. The transcript has a single exon. The record is from RefSeq and is a predicted model, not a curated record. Gene Ontology annotation, molecular function: DNA-binding transcription factor activity.
CUAGAGGUAGAGGGUGAAGCAGAGCUGGCCACCAAAUAUCUUCCUCUUCCUCUUCUCCGAUGGAUGCGGCUCCCCAUGCCGCAGCCGCUUCGUUAGACCUGUCCCUCACGCUUGCCCCCAUGAAGCCAUCACCACCACCACCACCCUCCUCCUCCUCCUUCUGGGCUGAAGGAGAAGACCUCUCUGCCGGCGACGGCGGCCAUGGUGGACGUGACGGCGAGGCAAGAUCGAGGCGGCUGUUCUCGUGCCUCUUCUGCGACAAAAAGUUCCUCAAGUCGCAGGCGCUCGGUGGCCACCAGAACGUGCACAAGAGGGAGCGGGUCGGCAGCUGGAACCCCCACCUCUACCUCCAAUCCGAGCAAGGUAUCUGGCCGGCCACCGUGGCGGCAAUGGCGCCGGCGAGAUGGCCAAACGCGCGCCUUGACAGCAACGGCCAGAAGCAGACGCAGCAGCAGCAGCUUGAUCUCAACCUCAAGCUUUAAUUAGCUACCUCGUGUGUACGUUUUAUUAUCUUCCUUUCAAUCUUCUUUUCCUCCUUCCCUUGUUGAACUAGCUAGAUGUGUGUGCGCGCGUUCGUCCUGUACUGUACAUAUAAUUUGGUUUGCACUACUACUACCUAUGGUCUUCCCCCGUCUCCGAGUUGUUAAAUACUCCCUCUGUUUUUAAAUAUAACACCUUUUAUACAUUCACUAUGAACUAGACAUGGAUGUACAUA